Molecule: messenger RNA, 885 nt
Organism: Schistosoma haematobium
Lineage: Eukaryota; Metazoa; Platyhelminthes; Trematoda; Strigeidida; Schistosomatidae
Exons: 5
Coding region: 1-885 (294 amino acids)
Biological process (GO): adenylate cyclase-modulating G protein-coupled receptor signaling pathway
Cellular component (GO): heterotrimeric G-protein complex
Molecular function (GO): GTPase activity; G-protein beta/gamma-subunit complex binding; guanyl nucleotide binding
Source: RefSeq, a predicted model, not a curated record
AUGUCUUGUUUCCGAUCAGAAGAAUCUAGAGAACAACAACGAAUAAGUCGAGAAAUUGAACGUCAAUUACAUAAAGACAAGAAUACAGGAAGAAAAGAAGUGAAAUUAUUAUUACUUGGGACUGGAGAAUCCGGUAAAAGUACUUUUGUAAAACAAAUGCGAAUUAUACAUGGAGCUGGUUAUACAGACAUGGAAAAAUAUGCUUUUAAAACUUUAGUAUAUCAGAAUAUCUUUCUAGCCAUGCAAACAAUGUGUGAUGCACUGUGUGCACUUUCAAUAGAAUUAGAAUAUCCUGUAAAUCAAGAAAAUAUAGAACUUAUCAUAAAAGUUGAUCUUGAAGAUUCUGUUGAACUGACACCUGAACGUAUCAAUGCUAUACGUCAGUUAUGGGCUGACCAAGGAAUGAAAGAGUGCUAUGAACGUAGAAGAGAAUUUCAGUUGUCCGACUCAUCGAAAUACUAUUUGAACAAUUUUGACAGAAUAGCUGAUCCAGAUUAUUUACCAAGUCUACAAGAUAUUUUACGUGUACGUGUACCAACAACUGGUAUAAUUGAAUACCCGUUCAAUUUGGAUUCUACGGUUUUCAGGGUUGUGGAUGUGGGCGGUCAAAGAUCAGAACGAAGAAAAUGGAUUCAUUCCUUUGAAAGUGUAACUUCUAUUAUAUUUUUAAGUGCAUUAAAUGAAUAUGAUCAAGUUCUUGUAGAAAAUAAAAAUGAGGUAAUUUAUUUUGUAAAAAUUUUAAAAUAUUUUGCAAAAUUUCAAAAAUAUUUUUUAUUUAUAAAAGUGAGAGAGUCAUUUCAAAACUAUCUAUUAAUUAAUCAUCAUAGAAAUAGACCUGUAUGUUUUUAUUAUGUAAUCCAAGCCUCAUUCAAUUAUUCACUGUAG